AUGAACGCAUCUACGUAGCUAUAACAGCUGUCUAUUUAUUACCUGUUUCUUUUCGUUGAUAAACUAUUGAACACAUGGCAAUGUGUGCUGAACUCCACGUGCUAUUCGGCCCUCACUUCUCUCGUUAUAAGCGAUAAUAUGGAAUAGCACGACCCGUAAGUAAAAUCUAGACCAGCGCUUCAUUCAGCUUCACACUAAAACAACAAAUAGCCCGCGUGUGUGAACUCGAGGCACAGCACCGCAAGGCAGAGGUCAACGUACGGAUCGAGGCUGUAUGAGAUUUCCAUCUACUUUGUAAUUGUGCAAUUAUCUUAACCCGCGAAACUUGGCUGGUGUGGAAACCUACUUUUACGAUAUAGUCUGUUGUGAAACGUAACUAAGUUAAACCACGUAUUUAAAAGGCAUUAGCAUUCUGAUACUAGGACUGCUGGAGAACAGGAGCCAGCAGCUAGAUCGCAACGUUUACGGUAGUAGAUAAGACUAUUUACAACCUUAUUCUGAUAGUUUGACAUACUUGUGAGUUACAUGCUGCAGUCAGUCCCGAAGAAGCGGUAGAUACGAUAACAUGGACGAAGAAAAGAAAUACAGUUUUCAGACUGGAGAAAGGAACACAUUCGGGGUGGUGGAUUAUGUCUUGUUCGGCCUCCUUCUCUGUGUGUCUGCUGGCAUUGGUAUGUUCUACGCCAUCAAAGACAGAAGAAGACAGAACAUUAAAGACUUCCUUUUGGCGGGAGGGAACAUGAGCGCCAUCCCUGUGGCCCUGUCCCUCCUGGCCAGCUUCAUGUCAGCCAUUACGUUGCUAGGGACGCCGUCGGAGAUGUACACUUAUACGACCAUGUACUGGUGGAUUGGACUGGGCUACUUCUUCACCAUCGGAGCAGCCGCUCAUAUUUAUAUGCCGGUCUUCUAUAGGCUAAGGGUUACCAGUGCAUACCAGUACCUGGAGAUGAGAUUCGGUAGUCCUACACGCUCCCUGGUAUCCAUUAUUUACGUCGUCCAGAUGGUUCUGUACAUGUCCAUUGUACUGUAUGCCCCGUCCUUGGCCAUGAAUGCUGUGACUGGGUUCACGUUAUGGGGGUCUGUGUGGGCAGUCGGACUCGUGUGUAUUUUCUACACUACCAUUGGUGGUAUGAAGGCGGUGUUAUGGACCGACACGUUCCAGGUGGGAAUUAUGCUGGCAGGUCUCGUCACCAUCCUUAUCCAGGGCUCAAUAGAAGUCGGAGGCUUCGCGAAAGCGUGGCAAUAUUCAGUCGAGAGUGGCAGAAUUAUGUUCGACGA
This is a messenger RNA of Mizuhopecten yessoensis (Yesso scallop), 1278 nucleotides long. Its product is annotated as sodium-coupled monocarboxylate transporter 2-like. NCBI's taxonomy places the organism in Eukaryota, Metazoa, Mollusca, Bivalvia, Pectinida, Pectinidae. The record is from RefSeq and is a predicted model, not a curated record. Gene Ontology annotation, biological process: sodium ion transport; transmembrane transport. Gene Ontology annotation, cellular component: membrane. The annotation marks the transcript as partial. Gene Ontology annotation, molecular function: symporter activity. The transcript has 5 exons.